AUGCCAAUUGUUUCAUCUUUCCAGGCUGAGUUGGCUUCAGUUUUGAAAAGAACAGCUGAGUCCAUUUUUGAGAAGGGUGGCAUUAUCAGGUCUAUAAGUAACAUUGGACAGAAGCCGACACCUUUCAAAAUAAGUAAAAAUAGCAAACCGUACCGGGAAGCUUGCUAUUUCAUUCUUGAAUUCAACUAUCCUCCGACUGAAAUAAAUGAUUUAGCAAAUACAAUUAACCGAGAUGUGGAUGUGAUAAGAGGCAGAAUAUUUCCUCAAAUCAAUUUCAAACCCAUAGAAUGCACAUUCGAGGAGGAAAUGAGACCAGCUCCUUACAGGUCAGAAGUACAAGAAAUGAUGGCUAAUAGAAAGAUUCGUGGAACAAGAUUCUCAAAGAAAUUCCAAUACAAUAAUGGUCUGGGUUACAACCCUCUAUAAGUCACGUUCUGUGAAUUCAUAAUUAGAUUAUUCAAUAGACUUUUUACGUGAACUUCUUAGAUAAAUAGUGUUCGCUGAUCGAGUAUAUUGAACAAUUUAUGGUCAUUGUAUGUACGUUUUUCUGUGUAAAUAAAAAGUUGAUGUAGUUGAUGUUA
Messenger RNA from Nilaparvata lugens (brown planthopper), 581 nucleotides. RefSeq names its product probable 28S ribosomal protein S6, mitochondrial (gene mRpS6). Gene Ontology annotation, cellular component: ribosome; mitochondrial small ribosomal subunit. Gene Ontology annotation, molecular function: growth factor activity; small ribosomal subunit rRNA binding; structural constituent of ribosome. Gene Ontology annotation, biological process: translation. Bases 1 to 426 code for a protein of 141 amino acids. The record is from RefSeq and is a predicted model, not a curated record. The transcript is spliced from 4 exons. Lineage: Eukaryota; Metazoa; Arthropoda; Insecta; Hemiptera; Delphacidae.